ACUAAUAUAUAGAUAAAUAAAUAAAUAAAAAAUAGCCCAGCCCGCUGAAACAAAUAUUUUGGUCCAAAAGGCCCAUCAGCUCCUAUUGGAUAUUCAGAAAGACAGAAACGCAGGCCUUGACUCCAGUCAAAAUUACGUACAUUUUGGGGGCAGUAGUUUGUAAUCUAGGGUUUUUGAAAUCUGUGAUCUGGGUUUGUGCUAUCCUAUCUCUCGAUCAAACGACUUCAGCUUCACAAAGUUGGUGAUUUAACGCUGAUCCCAGAUUUAUACUUCCUGUUGAUAAUCGAUGGACGACAACUCUCUCUCGAAGGGGAAAAAAUCAGAAGCUAUACGUAAAAGUAAUUCUAUAGAUAAAUUAGGCACUAGCUUCUCCGGUAAGGUAAAAAUCAAUGAUGUGCCGGAAUAUUCUGUUGAUUUAUCAGAUGAGGAGGAGGAGGAGGAGGGGGAAGAAGAAGAUGAUUUCUCAGAUGAAGAUUUGUUGGCUCAAAUGGGGUACGGAAAAUCGGAACCAGAAACAAAAUUAAUAAAGGAUCCCCAGAUUUCAUCGGAAGAAGAAGAAGAAGACGAGGAGGAGGAAGGUGGUUUAUCGGAAGAAUCGUUCUUGGCACAAAUGGGUUAUCUAAAGAACGAACCAGUCAUACACGAACCGAUCACUACACCGACGGCUAGUUUAAAUCUUGUUUCUGCUUUUAAAGGGAGCCGCGAGAAAGAAGGUAGGGCCGUUAAGGAAGCCCGUGUUUCGUGGAGCCCAGAUGUAUACGAUCCACCUCCUACGUCCGACGACCAUUUCACUACGAGCAAGACUGAGAGGCAUAAAAACGAGCACAAGGUGAAGGGUGUGGCUGGAAAGAACAGGCAAAAGACAGGUGGCAAACGAGAGGGAGGAGCGAGUGCGGAUGUAGGAGAAGGAAGUAGUAAAGGCGGUAAAGGUGGAGGGAGCAAAGGAAAAUUCAAGGAGAAGAAACCGGUUGAGAAGAAGGCGGUUGAUAAGAAACAAGCGAAGAAGCAUGGCCGUGGUGCUAGCAAGCACUCCGGUUUUAAUGAGGAUUAAAUAUAUUUUUUUAAUCUCUUUAGCAUCAGAUGUAAACUGAUAAUCCUUAAUCUCUCUCUAUAUCUCUCUCUCUCUAAGUUGAGGUAAAUACACAUAUAUUAACUUGUGUUAUGAUAUAUGCAUGACCAUCUGUUUUGUUGUUGGUGUACUUCCUGAAAAGUC
Molecule: messenger RNA, 1213 nt
Organism: Erythranthe guttata (spotted monkey flower)
Lineage: Eukaryota; Viridiplantae; Streptophyta; Magnoliopsida; Lamiales; Phrymaceae
Source: RefSeq, a predicted model, not a curated record